AUGUGCUUCUUCAAACAACUUUUCUUAUUUUUUAUAACAUAUACCUUGUUAACAAACACUUUUGUUGAAGGAAAGAGUUCAUUUCCUGGACACGAUGUUUGUAAAUUUGGAGACCAGAAUUUCCAGACAGAAUUCUUUUUAAAUGUUAUUAAAGGUAACAAGUUGGAAAACUUAAAAGAAGAAUACGAACAGUACAAAAAACAGAGUACUUUAUACACUGGCUUUGUAAUUGAAAAACAAUAUGAAUACCAGAUAGCGCCCUUAAGGAUCAAGAAUUUUCUGCAAGUGACCUUUUGUAAAGGAGGAAAAGCUGUUUGGAAUCACAUUCUUCCUUUUCAAAAGGAUUUAGACUGGGCAGAACCACUAUGCAUUCCACCCCUGGAGGAUAAUGCUACCUCCCAAAACAGCUCUAUAUGUUUCAAGUUUGCGAGGGUACAGAAAUAUACACAACGUAAUAUAACCCUUUACUUUCCUAAUAAAUUUGUUGGAUUUGUAUUUGUUUGCAAUUCUUCAAAUACACUUUCUCCAACUAAUAAAGAUUUCGAAACCAUUCCAUUAACGCCGAUUAUUUCUGAUAAUAUCAGAGACUACAAGAUAUUUUGGUCAAUCAAAGGCACAAUUACCAAAUUAGUUCCUUAUCUACAUACCCUAAGCAUUCCUCUGUCCAGAUAUGAGAUGCUUGUUCGCCCUGAUAACUAUGAAUCAGGAGAAUUGGAAUAUAAAUCCUUGACUUCGGAAUUUUGGAAAAGCUAUAAAAAUCUGGGAAAGUUUAAGAACAAAGAAAUCUCUUGGUUAAACCAAAUAGAUCCUAUGGAAAAAUACGAUAAUUCUAAGGGUGAAAACGUCCCGAAUUUUCAUGAAAAACUAGACUAUACAAUAAAUCGGAUCGCACAUAAUAUUGAAAGGCCUCAUGAUGCUCUGAUAAAGGCAAUGAAUGCACAUAACAGAAAUUCCAAUGGUGAAAACCUGACAAGAAGAAAAUAUUUGAGGAGGAAGAUCUCAAAGAUGUUAAAAAAUAGAAUACCUUUCAAAAACUGA
This is a messenger RNA of Saccharomyces paradoxus, 1038 nucleotides long. RefSeq lists its product as uncharacterized. The record is from RefSeq and is a predicted model, not a curated record. NCBI's taxonomy places the organism in Eukaryota, Fungi, Ascomycota, Saccharomycetes, Saccharomycetales, Saccharomycetaceae. The transcript has a single exon. The coding region runs from base 1 to 1038 and encodes 345 amino acids.